CUACCGAUCACUGAUCAGUUCGUUCUGAGAUUAUAAGACGGUAAGGUUCGUUCAUUCGCGAUCGCGCGGCCACGAAACGCAUCGCGUCGUACGAAUAUCGUACGAUAAAAGUGAACACUUUCCAUCUGUUUCCCUCGAUGGCGAGAUAGAAUAAAAGGAUUCCCUUAAAGUCGAAAGCGGCGGUUUUGAAAGCUCGGUGAAAGGCGCUGGAAAUGAAGUAGAACGAGGUAGAAUUUGUAGAAAGUCGGACGUGUACGGAGAGUACGCGAGUGAGCACCAUUCAAGAGAGUGACAGGGGAGGGGGGAACGGAUCAAAGUGCGGGGCGCAGCAGGGCACAGCUGUUCCGUGGAAAGAAAGAGGAGGAAGAGGAGCGAGAGAAGGAUCGCGUCGGAUAUAUACGUCGACGUGACGAACGAACGAACGAACGAACGAACGAACCGAACGAACCGAACGAACGAACCGAACGAACGAACCGAACGAACGGAAGAGCUGGACAUCGUCGCGGUCGUGACUGGGUACUUGACUGGUGGUGUACGGAAGCCGAACAAGCGCGCUAUCGAAGGUACUUGACGCACCUUGACGCACCUUGACGCACCUGUAGCGCAAUAGCGAAGGUCGUACGAGAAAGUGGAGGUCGCGUAACGAGACAUCGCCAUCGCACUUGGCGAACGAGAACCGUUGCGUGCGUGUGGGAACUCUCCAAAACUCUUCCCGCGCGACCGAAUCGAGCGUGUCGACGAGGCGAGAACACACAGCCACACAGGCAGAGCUCGGCCGAGCUAGUAUAAACGGUCUGGUUUUUAGCCGCUCGUUCGUUAGAAUCCCGUUAGUGUCACUCGCGGCCUCGUCGUAUACGCCGUACUCCUUUCUUCUUCCCUUCGUUUCACGAUACCAUCAUCGAUUGGAAAUCAUCGAUUCGAGAUAGGUGUCUAAUAAAAGUUUCGGUAAGAGAAGAGGAGGAUAAGGAAGAGGAGAGUAGUGCCGUUCUCUCGCGAGAGAGACCGAGCGAAAGCCAGGAGGCGACUCUCUGGAUCUUGAAGGCACGACUCGAAAGAAAAAAAAAUGUGGCAUCCCAAAAGCACCCAGAUGGAGGAACGUGUUACAGAGGACGACAAGGAGCAACGGCGGCGAAAGUGUAAUAACGACAACGAUAACGACGGCGAGGACGACGACGAGGACGACGACGACGACGUCGUCGGCGGUUGCAAAUACGAGGACGAAGCGGGCAACGUCGAUUCCGGAUUCCUGUCGGGCGGCAAUCUGCAGUUCAGCGGCGAGAUUAGCGGCGAUUCGGGGUUGCUGCACUCGCAGGAAGAGUGGGAGGAGGGGGAGGGGGUGGAGCAAGAGAGACAGGUCACGGCGACGACAGCGGCAUCAUCAUCAUCGGCAACGUCGGCGGCGAUCGCUAUCGAGGAAUCAAUGAGGGCGAUCGACAGUGGCGUGGACCUCGAUCUCACCGAAACCCUGAGCCAGCUCAGCCUGAAACAGGUCAGCCUGAACCCGCUCGCCGCCAAGGGCAAACUGAUCCAAGCCGAGUCGACUACCCCCGAACUAUUGCCCGUGACGCGGGAUAACAAGGAUGAUGUCAAGUUCGAGCAGCGUCACCUGCUGCAACAGGAGAGCGAUGAAGAACGUACGACGAGCAACGAGGAACCCUGGCAGCUGUACUACACGCAAGACGACGACGGUGACACGCAACUGCACAUCGCAAUCGUGCAGGGCUUCAUGGAGGCUGCGUUUUGUUUAAUAAGGAUGGCCCCUGAUCCGUGCCUAUUGGACAUCAUGAACUACGACUGGCAAUCACCCUUGCAUUUGGCUGUGUUAACGCACCAACCGUUGAUCGUCAGGCGGCUGAUUUUGGCAGGCGCAGAUCUAUCCCUAAGGAAUUUCCAUGGAAACACAGCCCUUCAUCUGGCCUGCAAAAACGGAGAUCUUGCUUGCGCUAAGGCCCUCACGGAUCCAUUAUCCUCGAUGGAGAGGAACAAAGUGAUGCCCGGGCAGAUAAUACCCGCCUUACCUCAGAAUUUGGAGCAACGCAAUUAUAGCGGUGAGAUGUGUCUGCACGUGGCUGCCACCAAUGGAUACGUGGAUCUGGUGCGACUUUUGUUGCGUUUAGGGGCCGAUCUCAAGGCGAAGGAGGGUCUGGCGGGAUACACGGUACUUCAUCUCGCAGUGGAGCAUCAGUAUUGGCCAUUGUUUGAUUUCCUAUUGCUGGAAUGCCAGCGAUCGUCGUGUCUGAAUGACCGAACAUACGGCGGUAGAACAGCCUAUCAAUUGAGCUUGAAUGUCAACACCGAGUUUACCAAGAAGGCACGCAGAGAGCUAAUGCGAUAUGGCGCGAUGCGAGAACCACUACCGGAAGAAUCGGAUUCCGAAAACAGCGAAGACGAAGAAACGACACCAUGGAUGGCGGAUUACUUGCCUGCCAUCGUAAAGACGCAAAAUGCGAUCGGAGUGACAGUCUAAAGUAUUCAUAUUUAAUUUAUCGAUUAAUUUGGGCGUUAGAUAAUUACCAAACAAAAAGAUAGAAAGACAUUGCAUGCAUAUGCACGGAAAAUGUAUUUCGAAUCACAUAACGUACCAAUAACGUCUUUUAAUCUAUCGAAUUGAUAAAAUCGGUGACGUGAGUAAAAUUUGUCAGACGAGAAAAAGAUUAAAAUUAUGUCUCAUUUUUUAUAUGUGUGCUUGAUAAGUAUAUUUUGAGCUUUAAUACGCGUUAUGAAAUUUUUA
Mycetomoellerius zeteki is the source of this 2731-nucleotide messenger RNA. RefSeq names its product NF-kappa-B inhibitor cactus (gene cact). The record is from RefSeq and is a predicted model, not a curated record. Gene Ontology annotation, cellular component: cytosol. Gene Ontology annotation, molecular function: NF-kappaB binding. Bases 1064 to 2467 code for a protein of 467 amino acids. The transcript is spliced from 3 exons. Gene Ontology annotation, biological process: cellular response to tumor necrosis factor. Lineage: Eukaryota; Metazoa; Arthropoda; Insecta; Hymenoptera; Formicidae.